AUGAUGCGACCUAUUUUGGGAGAUAUAACCAAUAUUACCUUGGGCCAAGAUUUGGCAAUUAGUAAUCGUGCGAUAAUCCCAAAAUGCUUUAGUUUUAUUGAAUCAAACGCGUCGCAAAUAAAAUCUGAAUUAAAGCUGGAACAAAACUUUUACAAUAGCGUCCAACUCUUGCGCUUACAGAGAACAAAAAAUAUUUUGGACUUGGCAAGUAGUUGGGAUGAUCUUGAUCAAUAUGAUGACGAUGACCCAAUGAUGUGUUGCGAAUAUGUUACAGAUAUUUUUGAGUAUCUGUACGAUCUUGAGACAAAAAAUCUACCACGCAACUAUAAUAAAUAUAACUCAACCGGUGUUUUGAAUAACAACAGAGAUGUUCUAAUAAAUUGGAUAGUCAGAAUACACCAAAAAUUUCAGCUUUUGGAAGAGACUCUCUACUUGUGUAUAAAUAUUAUAGAUCGGUUUGAAUUUCAUUGUGGUGUGAGAGUCGAUGAAUUACAAUUGCUAGGAAUCUGUGCUCUCCUCAUUGCCUGCAAAAUUGAAGAAGUAUUUUACCCAAGUAUACAGAACUUCUCCCUUGAAACGGAUGGUGUCUGUUCAGAGGAGGCUAUCAAAAAAUACGAACACGUCAUCAUGAGUGGACUGGAUUACAAUUUCAUGUACGCCAACCCUCUGAACUUUUUAAGAAGGAUUUCAAAGGCGGACGGUUACGAUAACUACACAAGAACUAUUGCAAAGUACCUCUUGGAAAUCACUGCUAUAGACUCGGCCUUUAUCGGUAACCUUCCUUCUUUGAAUGCUGCUACUGCAUUAUUUUUUUCUAGAAAAAUGUUGAAGAAGGGGCCUUGGACAAAAAACCUUAUCUUUUAUUCCGGCGGGUAUACAAGUAAAGAACUUAUACCAGUAUGUGAAAAGAUUAUGGUGUUUUUAUUGAAACCGAUUGUUCAUGAGGACUUUCAUCGGAAAUAUCAGUCGCGCACAUACUACAAAGCCUCAAUCAUAUGUAGUGAGUGGGCUGAGAAAAUGGUUAAAAGAAGGAGUAAGAUGUCAUUUGAAUAA
Messenger RNA from Huiozyma naganishii CBS 8797, 1053 nucleotides. RefSeq lists its product as uncharacterized. The record is from RefSeq and is a predicted model, not a curated record. Gene Ontology annotation, cellular component: centrosome; cytoplasm; cyclin-dependent protein kinase holoenzyme complex. Gene Ontology annotation, biological process: G2/M transition of mitotic cell cycle; regulation of cyclin-dependent protein serine/threonine kinase activity. NCBI's taxonomy places the organism in Eukaryota, Fungi, Ascomycota, Saccharomycetes, Saccharomycetales, Saccharomycetaceae. The transcript has a single exon. The coding region runs from base 1 to 1053 and encodes 350 amino acids. Gene Ontology annotation, molecular function: cyclin-dependent protein serine/threonine kinase regulator activity.